AUGGAGCAAACACCAGCGAAAUCAGAAUCCGAAUUACCAACUCUUCCGGAUGAUGUAACAGUAGAUAUGAUUCUACCGAGACUUCCGGUAAAACCCUUAACCCGCUUCAAAUCUGUUUCAAAAUUUUGGCUUUCAACAAUUUCAAGUAACACAUUCGCAAAAACCCACCUCAAAUUUUCAUCAUUAUCCAACACCAAAUCCCUUAUUUAUAAGGAGCUUUUCAGUUAUCGAAAUCGCGGCUCUUAUUUAUCCUUUGAUGAAUGCGACGAUAUGAAAGAAUUUGUUAACUUAGAGGAUAAGUAUCUUAAUAUCAAUGACCCGAGGUAUACUCGUCGGGCUGCUCGUGUCGUGGGUUCUUGUAAUGGUCUUUUGUGCAUGUUUGAUAGCGAUGUUUUGGAAUUUAUUCUGUGGAACUCUGUAAUGAAUCAAUACCGCAAUGCUGGUGGUCCUGAAUUUAAUUAUGUGUUAAAUGAUGAUGUUGCCGGUGUCGGGUUUGGUUACAUAUCUUCUAUUGAUGACUAUAAGAUAGGGUGUUUAGUACAUUCUGAGGAGGGUGUGUGUCGUGUUAGUGUUUAUUCACUGAAAACCGGGGAAUGGAAAGAAACGGCUAGCAUAGAAGAGAAAGGGUUCUUUUCUAUAGAACGACGUUAUUACUCAGUGUUAGUUGAUGAUAUUAUUUAUUGGUCUCCGGUAGUCAGAAGAGAAUAUGAGGAUAAGGAAAGUCAUAUCGUUGGGUUGAACUUAAUUAGUGGACUUUUGACAAAAGUCCCAUUAGGGAAUUUGCUUACCGGGUAUUUCGAUGCUAAGGUAUUCGAGAUAAAAGGGUGUUUGUCAUUGUGUUGCAAUUCUGUUGUUGGUAGAAGACGACGUGCUAAGCGCGUUUCUGAUGUUUGGACUUUUAAGAAAAAUGGUGACAAGCAUUCUUGGGAGAAAUCGUUCUCAAUCAAUAUGGAAGGCAUAACUUUGCUUUACAUAUUUGAGUCCGGAAAAUGUUUGGUAAGUCAAAACUCAAACCAGCUUAUGCUACUUGAUCUUAGUCAGGCAGAAUAUGUAGAAGUUACCGUUUUUUGGCAACGACAAAGAAGAGGAAAUAUCUAUCACAGAGCUAUAGCAGACGUGUGGAACUAUACUGAGAGUCUCAUUUCGCCUUCUGGGAUAUCUGCGCGUGUGGUGAAUGAAGAUGGUGGCGAGACUGGAGAAAGAAUUGAAGAACAUGCUUAG
Chenopodium quinoa (quinoa) is the source of this 1221-nucleotide messenger RNA. RefSeq names its product F-box/kelch-repeat protein At3g23880-like. NCBI's taxonomy places the organism in Eukaryota, Viridiplantae, Streptophyta, Magnoliopsida, Caryophyllales, Amaranthaceae. Gene Ontology annotation, molecular function: protein binding. The transcript has a single exon. The record is from RefSeq and is a predicted model, not a curated record. Bases 1 to 1221 code for a protein of 406 amino acids.